Anopheles moucheti is the source of this 1376-nucleotide messenger RNA. RefSeq lists its product as uncharacterized. The transcript has 3 exons. The record is from RefSeq and is a predicted model, not a curated record. Lineage: Eukaryota; Metazoa; Arthropoda; Insecta; Diptera; Culicidae. Bases 114 to 1289 code for a protein of 391 amino acids.
CCAGGAUCAUCAAAAGGAAAAAUUAGAUGUGAUUUUACAUUUGCAAAGCCAGUGUUAACAACAUUGGAAUCAGUUUUUUGCAAGAAUAGUAACGUUUCAGCAGAAAAACAGCAAUGGAUGCAAAUCGGAUCGAACCCAAAUCGAAUCCUGCUAAUGUUAAGUCGAAAAGAAGAGAUCCAAACAAACCAUUUUAUCCGAGAAAAUCUACAAGCAAUACGGAUAGAAAGCGCAUUGUGAAGGCAUAUUUGAAUGGUGCCUUGGCAAAAAACAUUAGCGACAUGCUCGGCGUCAAACUAAGCACUGUUUAUGGUAUCGUGAAGCAUUAUAGGAGAACGGGACGAGUCGUAGCAUCUGAGCGUGGUGGCAACCACAAAAAAUUAUUAUCCGACGAUGCGGUAAACAGCAUCCGAAAUUGGCUGGAGGAAGAUUGUACCCAGUCGCUACAGCAACUGACCGACAAAGUGUGGGAUCAGUAUCACGUACGCGUGAGUAAAACGACAGUUGCGCGUGAGAUUAAAACACUGAGAGCCACAUUGAAACGCCGGAUGCUUAUUCAGGAAGCAGCCAAAUUUAAGGAUUUUGAAACUACUGACUCAAUGGAAGCAUCACAGAGCGCCGACGAUUCUGUCGCAGCAAACGAAUAUGCAGUAUUUUUCAAAGAGGAGUACCUCAGUUCCAGCGACGUCGAUGAACAAUGUUCGGACGGUAUCGACAUUGGAGAAACCGUGCUUACGCACACCAGCGGUUGGGAGCAAAUUGUUGAACCAAUCAAAUCUGAAGACGAUGUAGCAGCUGUAAAUAACAUAAACGAAUCAUAUUCAACUGAGCACGAACCAAUUCUGGAUAAGGACAUAAGUGCAGAAGAGCUAUUGAAUCCAAUUGCCGCUAAUCAACCUAACGUCAAGCACAUCGCCACUCAUUUAUCAAGCAAGCAACAGCCAACCGCCAAUGAAUCGCACCUUCAAGUCAGCGCUAAAACCACAGAAACAUGUACUUUUACCAUGCAAAUGUUAGAUGAACCACAAAUAAUGAAAACGGUAACCGUAUCCAUGCCCAAGAUUCAGUCGGCAACUGACCACUCGAUCGAAAGUCCAGUAAAAGUAGAAAAGGCACCAGAUACAUGCACACACUGCACUUGUUUCCACCAGCUUGUAGCCGAGCAAAAGAAGAUGAUUGCCAUAAUGUCCACCUUCGAACAAAAAAUUGUUGACGGAAUCCAGCAGGUGCAAGAAACUUUGAUGAACAAGCUCAAAGAUAUUGAGCAUAGUGUGAAAGAUAAAAAACAAUGAUCAAUCUCGACUAAGAUACUGUAGCAAAGAAGCGCUUAAACUUAGGGAAUGAUCCGAUUAUUUAGUCGACUUUCGAUGAACACUAUG